AUGGGGCCCAUUCCUUUCGCUUCUCCAUCGUCGAUUGUGCCCGACUCCAUUCGGAAUCUCAUUCCACGUGGCGACGAAAAGAUUUACGGAGCCGCUGGAUGUUAUUCAGGUUCAUGUGUCACUGAAUCGGCUGAUGCCGAUUCUCAAAGAAAGGAUCAAGCAUCGCAUGCAUCUCAUAACUCCGAAAAUUCCACUCAGCCCCUGCCUCACAAGACCCACGCGUUGCCUAUUCCCAGUCUUAACGUCGAGUUUCCGAGAUUUCCGCUAGGCCCAGCAGUCCUACAAGUACCAGGUUCGGCCAUCGAGGCUCCUAUAUUCAACCUCACUACGAAAGCCUUCACUGUGGUGUUCUCGUUGCAUACCGCGGGGAGCUCCGUCACUUCCGCCACGGCCAAGGAAGUGGACUGCACGACGACCCUCACGGAGUGGAUCACUGUCACUCCGACCAGUACAUCCAACGCGCUGAAGUAUACUUCGGCGCACAAGGAGACCCACCAAGUCCUGCUGCCGAAGCCUUCAGGCCCUCAAACCAAGACAGAAGCAGUUCUAUUACCGAAGCCGUCAGCAUCUCAUACACAGACUCCGGCAGUCGUCAGUAUGAUUUUGACCGUCGAGACUUUGCUACCGGGUCCAACUUCCACGUCAUUCUCAACAGUAGCAUCUUACACACCUCUUCAGAAGCCCGCUGAGCUGCCUCCAAGCUCUCACAUCUCCAGCCAAUACAAAUCUGGGUCCUACAACGCGCCUUCCAACACAGCCGCGACCCACUCAGCCGAAGACCUCAUGCUGGUGGUAACGAAGCCUACAAGAUACGUUACUCCGAUCCCUGUAGCACAGCCAUCUUGGAGUAGAAUACAGAACUCCUCAUCGACGGGAAUGGCUAAACCCCAACAGCCUGAACAAUACAUGGGUGCUGCGGUUACCAACUCCCUUGAUGUGGUGUUUCUCAUAGUAGCUGGAGUAGCUGCUUUGAUGACCAUUUGA
This is a messenger RNA of Ramularia collo-cygni, 984 nucleotides long. RefSeq lists its product as uncharacterized. The record is from RefSeq and is a predicted model, not a curated record. The coding region runs from base 1 to 984 and encodes 327 amino acids. Lineage: Eukaryota; Fungi; Ascomycota; Dothideomycetes; Mycosphaerellales; Mycosphaerellaceae. The transcript has a single exon.